UGUUUGAACAAAUUUGCUGGUACCAGUGCGUGAUUAUUAAGUCAAUGUCUUGGUUUCAGUUGAAACAUAGCAAGCUGAUCGCCGCAUGGUUCAUUGAGCACUGUUUAACGCAAGCAGGUGGCAAAAGGUACCAAACAACCCUCCAAUGGGAAGCGAAUUGACAAAAAAAUUGAAAAUUGUUUUUGCUUGUUCAUAGCGAAACAUUUACACUUACAAGACGUUUAUAAAGUGCCUUAUUUAGCAGCAAAAGCGCCUUUAGAAACUGCAAUCGAGCCGCUCUAAAUCAACUUUACACCGCACAUUUUGAAACGCUUAAAUUUUCGACCUCGUUUAGGACACAUUAACACCGUAAAUUUAACCACACAGGUUGAGAAACAUCGUUGAAUACAAUAUCUUGUACAUGUCAUGGAGGUUUUUCAAGAACACCGAGAGAAUGGAUGAUGAUGUGGACUUAUCGACGGCCCAUGUAGUAAAUAAUGGUUGCUGAGAAUGUCCUUCGAUACAGAUUGUUUUAACUCGAGGGGUUUUUAUCCCUUAGACACGAAAGGCGCUGAAGAAUACUUAGUGGUCUUAAAAACACCACAGAAAUCUUUUCUUGAGAUCUUACAGAGUGGUUUUGUAAGCUCGCACAAUUUCUCUAACAUGUCUUGCCCCCAGCAAUCUCCGAGAAAGAAGAAAGCAAAAGAAGCGAACAGCGACGACGAGGACGAUCAAGAAGACGACAUUCCAACAACUUACGAACUGUGGCAAGAUUUCCUGCAUAGCCUGACCCUUCACGGGUUUCGUUUCAUAUUUGAAGAAGGACCUAAAAUUCGUCGUAUUUUCUGGCUCCUCAUUUUGAUUCUUGCUGUUAUGAUGUUGCUUUUGCAAGGCAAGAAAAGCAUACAAAAAUUCUUUGAUCGCCCGACUACUACCACGGUGCAAGUGGAGUUUUUGGAUCAGAUUGUAUUUCCCGCUGUUUCCAUCUGCAACUUUAAUUUGUUUCCAUAUUACCUCAUAAAUGGCACCAUAGGAGAAAAGGUUAUGUCCAUUCUUGCACCUCAAAAAUACAUUGACAACAAGGAAGAAGUCCUGUUCGCACGUUCACCAAUUCCGAACUUUCUUAAUUACCUUCGUCGCCGUCGCCGCGAAAAGGAUACGAAAAAAGGCGACGACGACGAUGACGUCGAUGUUCUCGACGACACGUCGAUCGACAUUGACGAUUCUUUCGACUUUGCCCAGUUCGUGAGGACUCAUGGGCAUCGGAUUGAUCACAUGAUCAAGAAAUGUCGAUGGAAAUCACAGCCUUGCGGACCUGAGAAUUUUACUGCCGUGAUAACUGAAUUUGGUCUUUGUUACACGUUUAACUCAGGUUUGAAAGGUCAUCCUCUUCUUAAGGUGCAGCGUGCUGGAGUAGACUACGCUCUUAGACUGUCCCUGAGCGUUCAGCAAGAUCAGUACUAUGGGUCACUUAGAGACUCGUCUGGGUUCAAGGUCAUGGUGCAUGAUCAAGAGGAACCACCGCUGAUCAAUGAGCUUGGUUUUGCAAUCCAACCAGGAACACAUACAUUCUGUGGUCUCAGGAAGGAAGUGAUGCACAAUCUUCCGCGCCCGUUUAAAACAGCAUGUGAGGACAAACAUUUAGCCGGUUUUAAAAAGUACACAAAGUCUGCCUGUCUCCUGAAGUGUCGUGCUGACUACAUCAUCGGCAUGUGUAAAUGUAGAUCUUACGAUUUGGAGGGUGAAGCUCCACCCUGUUUACCGCAACAGGUCAAGAAUUGCGUUUGGCCCGCGAUGGAAAUAUUCCGAAACGAAAGUAAUAACUGUGAGUGCCCAGUGCCCUGUGAGAUAACAAAAUAUCAAGUGCAACUGAGCUAUGCCCAGACCCCCGCGAAACAUUUCUCAGAGGUACUGGCGAAGAGAAAACACGUUAGGAAGGACGUCAUGAGGCAUUACUUAAGGGAUAACUUCCUCGAGUUGGAUGUGUACUUUGAAGAGAUGCAAGUUACGCUUAUAACUCAGAGGCCAGCAUAUGAUCAGGAAAGCUUGUUUGGUGACAUUGGUGGUCAAGUAGGGCUGUUUCUCGGUGCUAGUAUUCUAACAGUGUUGGAAUUUGGGGACCUUCUGGCGAGGAUUAUUGUCAACAAGAUCAAAAGGAAUCAACGACGACACGCUCGGACAGUUUGAUUAGAUCACUUUUUGGUCUGAUUAACUAAAGUUCGAAAGCAAUUUCGAUCCACGAAAUGGCCGAGCAGUUUGCGAUUCCUGAUUUUUACUAAACUUUACGUACGCCUCGGAAAAAAUGCUACCAAAAGUAGUUUUGAUAACCAGCUUGACCAGCUGGAUGGACUGCGCACCGGAAAUGCUGUGAAAAGGCGAUUUCCGAAAAGAGUACUAGUGUCACCUUUAAUUACUCAAGGGGAAAGGAAGACUUCAGGCGGAAAGAGUCGGAGGAGCCGCCUUGAGGAUAUUAUUCUAAAGCUAGAAGAAGUAGCCUGCAAUGUAGGGGUCUUAUUAGGGCGAGUAAACAUUACAACUGAGCUUCUAAUCGUUUAAUUGACCGGCCAUGUUUUAUAUGGCGUUAGAUUGAACGGUAGGGAAGGGGGGGGGGGCGAGGAAGGAACCCAGCCCCUCCCCUCGCCCUCUUUUUGACCGUUGUUCACCCCCUUGGUACAAACUAUUUUCUCUCCCCAACCUUCCAACACUAAAAUUCAAGGAUGGCAGCCAUAAUUGCGCCAAAAUUACGCAAGAACUUCGCAAAAACUGCGACUGCUUUGCAGCCUAAACUGGAAGCAAAGAUGAGGUCUAGGAUUCCACAAGUUGGUGUAUGGAGAAGAAUAAGGAAUACUACAUUUGACUUAUUAAGGGAUUCACUGACCAGGACUACUCAAAGUCAGCCGUAAAACUUGCAUAGCAUUCAACCAAUUAUUUAUUUAGUCUUUCUUUCGUAUUCACAUAGAAUUCGAAGUUUCAGGAGAGUGGCGUCUAAGUGAAAGUAAAGAAGGUGCCAUUUUCCGUAAAGUUUUAUAGAGGCUAGUCACGGGCUAAAACAAGUAGAUCAUGUUACAAAAAUAAGAUUCGUUUUUGUUAUUUUUAACCCUGCAGUUCAAAGAAACCUCAAAUUGUGUCCAGAAAAGACUUUCUUGCCAAAAUAGUCGGUUUCUUGUAGAAACCUCUUAUACAUUUUUUUUAAACAGCAAUCACCCGGUAAAUGCUAGAAAACUUUGAGUGAAUUUAGAAACAAGUUUGAUAACUUACCAGAAAGUGCCGUUUGUGCAUGCGCUUCAUUUAAAAUACCUCCUUAGUUUCAGGUAUUCUUUUCAGUGUCUUGGAUCAAGGAAUCUCAUCAGAAUUAAUCACUCCUUGUUGUCUUUAAGAAGUAGUUUUUGGGAAAAACGUUUACACUUUGUCUCAUUCAAUAUCCGUACGAUGUAAAUAUUUAAGAUAUUGUGUUUAAUCAUAACAUUUAUAAUCUCUUAAAAUAUGAUGGGCGCAGAAGUUGCUUUAUUUUCUUUAAUAACUCUGUAGUUGUAAUCAGACCGUUGGCUGUAAUCGGACACCUAUAGUCGGACAGUUAACGUAGCCGAUCGGCUAAAUCCACCAAUCCACCAACUUGAUUACAAUAAACAUAGCUACAACCACUUUCCUACAGGCUGGGGAAUUUCCAUAGUGGAGGAAUUUUUUACUUCAGA
This is a messenger RNA of Stylophora pistillata, 3671 nucleotides long. Its product is annotated as acid-sensing ion channel 2. Gene Ontology annotation, molecular function: ligand-gated sodium channel activity. Lineage: Eukaryota; Metazoa; Cnidaria; Anthozoa; Scleractinia; Pocilloporidae. The record is from RefSeq and is a predicted model, not a curated record. Gene Ontology annotation, biological process: sodium ion transmembrane transport. Gene Ontology annotation, cellular component: plasma membrane.